AUGCGGCAGCGGCCGCCCCAUGACAUAUUAAUUACUAUUUGCCUCUCCCCCUCGCCGCGGUCACAGGAGGCGCUAGGGGUGGGCGGUGAGGUGGGAUCGCGGGCGGAUCUGUGCUGCAGGGGUCAGGGGUAUUGUGGAACACAAGUGGAGGUGGAGGGGGCGCGGCUCGCCGAAGUGCCCCCCUGGGUGCCCAGCCUGGUCCCUCCGGGGCCCGGGACCGCGCACCGCCGUGCGCCCUCCGCAGCGGCUCGGCAGAUGUCGCGCAGCCCGGUACCGCGACAAAAGCCCUUCCCGGUUCCAACACCACAAUCGCCAAGCGUGUCUCUGACACUCCCGCGGGCGUCUUCGUUCGCGCGCCCUCCCCCCUUGCCAAGGCACAGGCACACGCACCGACCCACUCAUCGCUUUCCAUCCCAGGUGCCAAAACUUCUCGGAGCAGGUGCAGCCCGGCGCCCGGCAGGUCCAGGCUGGCCCGGCGCCCCCUCGCUCACCUUAUCCAGGCAGUUGACUUUCUCGGUGGGAUACACGACUUUUCCGCAACGGGCGCACUGGGGGUUCAUGAUCGCGAUUCCCGGGGGCGGCGGCGGCGGCUGCUGGCUCCGAGGAGCCUCUGUGACAUCCCCCGGCGAGCCCCGCACCGCCUCCGGGCAGGCGGGAGGGCUGCGGGCGGCUGGCGCCGGGUGGGGAGUCGGCGCCGGGCCCCGGGUGAGUGCACGGGGAGGGCGACGAGGCCUGGCGCCUGGGGCCGGCCGCGCUCUAGGGCUCGCAGGCGCUGGGGCUCGGCUCCGGCUCGGGCUCCGCGCCGCUGGCUCGGCGUCGCUCGCACUCCAGGUACGGGUGACUCACACAGUCACUCGCGCCCGCCCCUCGCGCUCACUCGCUCCCCCGCCUAGCCGCCGCCGCGCAGGCCAAACCCACUGGCGCGCCUGGACCGAAGUGGCAGGGAACGUGCACGUCGGGCACCCUGGGAGGGAGGGCGCAGCGGGGGAGGGGGCGGGCAGAGACCCGGAAAGCUCCGCAGACCGCCGCGGGUGCGACUUUGCGGCCUGGGGAGCGAGCCUCGCGCCACCGCCGCCGCAGGCCGGGGAGCCCAGCCAGGGGCACCCUCAUCCCAGGCUGACUGACAUCCCUGGCACCCAAAUGUCGCGGGGAGUGCGGGGCCAGGGUGCGCCCUCCCUCCUCCUCCAGCCGUAAAACCGGGGACAGUGGCACCCAGUCUCAGGGCGGAGGCCGUUUCUGCUGCGCGCAGCGACGCGCCCAGGCCCAAGGGCCGGAAGAUCCGCGGGGAACCCGGAGACCCGCGUCCCAGAGGCGCCGAGGGUUGCACCGCGCCCGCUCCCACGGGCCUCUUCCGAGAGGACGCUUCCCGCGCGUGUCCGCGGGAAGUCCUAGGAUCCUGGAUGAGAAAGAGCCUUCUCUCACCGGCUCCCAGACCCCGUGCUUUUUAAUACCUUUCCUUGCAGAGCGACUGGUCAUUUUUGGCCCGAGGCAAGCUUCUCUUGAUUAAUAAAUGACCACGGCUCGUUUU
Messenger RNA from Rhinopithecus roxellana (golden snub-nosed monkey), 1528 nucleotides. RefSeq names its product translation initiation factor IF-2-like. Lineage: Eukaryota; Metazoa; Chordata; Mammalia; Primates; Cercopithecidae. The record is from RefSeq and is a predicted model, not a curated record. The transcript has 2 exons. The coding region runs from base 1 to 1194 and encodes 397 amino acids.